AAUAUUAACAAAUUAAACUUAUUAACAAAAUUAUUUUAUUAAUUUAUCAACGAAUCAUAAUAAAAUCUAAAUUUAACCAAACUGAAUAAAAACUUUAAACCCCAUAAAAGAAUGCAACUUCUAGCGACGACUGCAGGAUGUAACCUAACCCUACGAGAUAACAAAAAGAAUGUAAGAGAAAGACCACAAAACUGCAUGAAUUCAAAAGGUAUUAUUUUAAAACUGUAUGAAAAUCCUAACAAAAAAUUAUAAUAUAAUUAAUUUAAAAUAUUAAAAUUAAAAUAAUUAAAGAAUCCACUUUAUUCGAAUUUUAGGAAUCCUAAAAUUAACGAAUUAUAUUUUUGACAAAUCAUUUUCUACAUACUUUUUGAACAAUCGAAUUAUUCAGCAGUUAAAAUAACAUUGUAAAUUAAAAAGGAGAAUAAAUAAUAGAAUUGAGAUUUUAAACAAAGAAAUGAAAUUAUUCCAACGACACUAGAAGUUGCAGGUAACAUAAUCCUUAGAAGAUAUGAUAAGAAAUGAGUGCACGUGCACUCAAGUACGAAAUAAAGCUAUGACUAAUUUAAUAUUAUAAUAUAUUCAAAUCAUAUUAAAUACAGCGUAAAAAAAAUUCAAUUGUAAAAAACAUUUAUUUAUUAAAAAUCAAUGAAACCAAUUUAUGUUCUAAUAAAAAAUUAAUAAUUCAAAAUUUACAAAUUCUUCGAAUUUUUAUAGACAAAAUAAAAAUAUGUCUGUUUAAACUUUAUUGUUUUAAAUUUAUAAAUUGUAACUAAUAAUAACAACGAACUAUGUAUAAACAUUAAUUCGAAAACUUCUACACAAAGCGAAAAGAAAAUGCGAACAUCAGCAACCAAGUCGUGAGAGAAACGUAAAAAGGUAGGGGAAGUUCUCAAACUUAGAGACUGUACGCGGGCUGUGCAGCAGGCCCAACAGCCAGUUCCUUCUUGAUUCUCGAGUCGGUCACACAUAUUUAUUUUACUCGCCGGGCAUUCAAAAAAGUGUAAAAAUUUAAAACUUUCAAAUAAAUUGUGAAUUUAUUUCAUGUAUUAAUUGUUGUGUGUGUUAUUAUUAUUUAUUGAAGUGAACCCAACCUUAAAAAUAAAUAAGGAUAAUUUUGUUGAAUUUUUCGCAAUCAUAAAUUAAUCAGUGACAUUAAAUACAUCUUAAACAUUGACGAUUAAAACAAAAAUAAAAUUCUAAAGAAACCUAAAUUUAAAGUUUUGUGCAAAAUUUAUUAAUUUCAAAUCAAAAUUAGUGACGCAAACAUUGAACAUGUUCAGUUUCGUUUAAAGUAAACUUUGGUAAUAAACAAGAAAAAAGGGAUAUAAAAAAAAAAUAUUCAAAAGAGGAUUAAAGAAGGCGUUUUUGGGAAUCUUCAGUCCGAUCAACGGCCGGAAUUUGGAUUAACCCUCGACUUAUCAUCUGGAAAGGACAUCAAAAAAGAAAAUGUUCUUCAUAUUCUUUGUACCUUUCAUUGUUUUACCUGUCAGUGGUCUUACCGGAUAUGAUUGCAGUUUUAAGAAAUCCCCGAACAUAACAACAAUCUCGCUACGUCAUGUUGGAGAUUGCAAUUUCGACAACCUCGUUCCCAAAUCUGAAAAACAUUAUAUAAAUUUGCUACAAAAGGGAGAAUAUGGAACAACAUUUACUCGACAGUGUAAAAUAAAGGUAACACGGAAAGGAUACUACUGCGGUAUGCACUCACACAUAGCAUUAACAAAUGAUGUUAAUAAAGUUUAUAUUUUAAAAGUUUCGCGCGAGGCAUGCGACGACAUGCAUCGAUUUGGCCAGUUUAAAUAUUAUGAAACAGUAAUCGAUAAUCUUGAAAUAAAUAAGACGAAUUUUAGAAAUAUAAAUUUAAAAGGGAUAGUCUUCGAAAAUUCAAAAUGUGAAGGUGAAUUGUUUGAAUCAAAACCAAACUUAGUCGUUCAAGCUGAUUUAGAAAUUUCUUUAUAUUCUUAUGAAGCUACUAUAAAAAUGAGUGAAGAUAUUAUAAUUUUGCAAUCAAAUACUCAAUGUGUUUUAUCAACACAACAUUGUAUUGAUCACGACAAUGCCUAUACCUAUUGGGAAAAACCAGAAAAUACCUUAUGCAAUUUUAAUUCCUAUGCGAUCCUCUUCCAAGGAUAUUCUUCCAAGACCCAAGAUACGAACCUCCCCACUAUAUAUUUUACAAACUCUACAGACAAUAUGAAAUUUGCUUUCACAGAUAUGGGAACAGAGACAAUUUGCGGAAUGACACUAAGAAAAACCGAACAAUCUAAAAUUUAUAUUUUUGAAACUACCUUGAAUAAUCCUUUUCCAACCAAAAAUUAUAGAGUGAACAUUAAAGAUAUUUCCCUUACAGCUUAUUUUAAUACUAAACUUAUGUAUAUGUCUCAUCAUCUUAAAAUCGAGAUUAAUACACUUUAUAAAGAUAUUAUAACACAGAGAUGCAAACUUGAAAGACAAGUAAUAAAAAACUCACUUUCACAAUCCUCCCUCAAUCCAGACGAAUUUUCGUAUACUAUAAUGAAAGAACCUGGUUACAUGGCAAUUUUCGCCGGAGAAGUAGCACACCUUAUCCAAUGCCAAAAAGUUCCCGUUAAAUUACGUCCCACCAACAACACUUGCUAUACAGAAUUACCAGUUACUUAUAACAAUAUAUCGCUCUUUUUGACUCCAAAAUCUAGAAUAUUGACUACAACAGGAAACCAAAGAGACUGUAAUAGACUCUUGCCUACAACUUUUGAAAUAGACGGAAAAUGGUACAUGCUAUCUCCUCAUCCUUCUCCCGCCGAUCCUCCACAAAUUUUACAACCCUUGAACAAACCCACUUGGAAAUACACUGACCCGGGCGAAUUAGCAAAAAGUGGUAUUUAUUCAGAUGAAGACUUAGAUCAAUUUAAAAAUGCUAUAAUGUUCCCUAUAACGAAACCCGCUAUAUUAAAUCAAAUUGCUAGAGGUGCAUCCGGACAUGACGUAGCUACAGACAAUUUAGACAUGUUAAAUUUAUUAGAUGAAAAGACUUUAGAUAAAUUUGCCGAAAAUGCAAUGACGAAAGUUUGGUCAUAUUUUUUGAAAUUUGGAUCUUUUAGUGCUGGAUGUAUAGCAGUAGCAAUAAUUCUUGGUUUGAUUAAAUAUGCUGUCAAUGUUCUAUUUCACGGUUAUGCACUAUACCGAAUUUAUGGUUUCGGAAUAAAACUGAUUGCCGCAUUUGUAAGUGGCAUUGCAAAUUUUUUAAUCCAUUUAGGUACAGACAACAUCAAAAAGAAAGAAAAAAAAUCAAACAAUGACGAAGAAAAUCCGCCCCCUUCUACGUUCCCACCUUCACCCCCCCAUGCGCCUCCUCCUACACCUUUACUAAAUUCCCCACCAAUUGUCCCACCUAGGAAUCCUCAAAGUCCCGCAUAUCCAAAAUUAAAUGUCUGAAUAUAAAAAUUUUUUAUUUCCUUUAAUUUUUGGUUGCUUACCAAAAUUCAUAACAUACAUUAUCCAAUAAAAAAAAAAAUAUGUUAAAUUUCACAUUCAAAUAAAAAAUUCAUCUUCACAUUUAGAAAUCUACUUAUUUCAGAACUACAAUCUUGUCGAAAAUAACUAAUUGUUUAUUCUCGACGAAUAAGAAUAUAACAAGAAUAUUCAAACGACAAAAUUAUAAUGUUAUGAAUAUUAAUAAAAUUAUGUUAAUCAAGUAUAUCUAAAUAA
Messenger RNA from Leptopilina heterotoma, 3684 nucleotides. RefSeq lists its product as uncharacterized. NCBI's taxonomy places the organism in Eukaryota, Metazoa, Arthropoda, Insecta, Hymenoptera, Figitidae. The record is from RefSeq and is a predicted model, not a curated record. Bases 1447 to 3411 code for a protein of 654 amino acids. The transcript has 2 exons.